UCACCAGUGGGGAUUGUGAGUUCAGGCCAGACGGACGUGAGUGCUUAGGAUCGCACUGAGUGCGAGUCGAAAUCCGAGAAGAAACGAACAUAUAGGAAGACGGAGAAAUUCCAGCGAAUUUCAUUUGCAUUCGAGCGGCGCGAUUAAAAGUGAACAAAUUGCGCAGGCCCAGUGCCAUUUGUGUGGUGUGCCACAGCCCUAAUCAGCCAUUCAAGCCGCGCAUGCGCAGUGAAUUUUAAAAAUUAAAUUUUCGAACCGAACCCCAUUUGAAACCGCAGCGCACACGUGUGUCCCACGACGAAUUGAAUUGCCAAGGGCGCGAUAUAAGCCAAAAUAGUCAUCAUCAUGACCGCCUCACCGGGUCUUCUGCACAUGGAUCAACCGCUCAGAGCCAUCUAUCAAUUCUUACUCGACUUGCUAGUGUUUACGAUUAAAUCGGUGUACUACGUACUCGAAUCGAUUUACUACAGUCUGUUGCCGCAGCGCUUUCGAAAGUUAAAGGACAUCUCCGGCCAGGUGGUGCUCAUCACAGGAGGAGGCGGUGGUGUUGGACGUUUGAUUGCCCUAAACUUUGCUCGCCUUCAGGCCCGCAUUGUCAUCUGGGAUAUAAAUCAAGAAGCCAUAAAGACAACUGUGGAUUUGUUGGCCAAACAUGGUUAUGACAACUGCAAGGGCUACGUUGUGGACAUCUCAGAUCGGGAGCAGAUCUACCAGCGUGCCAGCCAGGUGACCGAGGAGGUUGGUCCCGUCGACAUAUUGAUUAACAAUGCCGGUAUCGUGUGCUGCAAACCCUUCUGGGAGCUGCACGAUCGGGUCAUCCAGAACACGUACAACAUUAACAUCAUAUCGCACUACUGGACCGUGAAAGCGUUUCUGCCUCACAUGAUGCGCAAUAAUCGUGGUCAUAUCGUUACUGUGGGCUCGGUAACUGGAAUGCUGGGCACCUACGGAUGCAGUGACUACGCGGCCACCAAAUACGCCUGCAUCGGUUUCCACGAGAGUUUGCUCACCGAUCUGAAGGCCCAUGGCUAUGAUCAAAUCCAAAUGAGUUUGAUCUGCCCGUACUACAUCAACACGGGCAUGUUUUCGGGUGUUCGGCCGCGGAUGAUGCCCAUGCUGGAGCCGCAGUAUGUGGCGGAUCGCAUCGAGAACGCCGUGCGCUGCAACGAGGUGUGGUGCGUGCUGCCCAACUCUAUUCGCCUGCUCACUCCUCUCAAAUGUCUUUUGCCCGCCAAAAUGUGCUGGGAGCUGAUGUCGCGUGUCAUCCGUGGACCCGAGUCUAUGAUGAUGUUUCAGGGACGAGGGCGCGUCGCCGCUGGUUAAACACACAAUAGGAAUCAUCAUAUGGAAUCCAUUACCUAAGCUUAAGUUCUUUUUCAAGAGGCGGCAUCGUUUCACCUAUAAUUUUACAAUAAACUUAGUUAUUUGAUUU
This is a messenger RNA of Drosophila melanogaster (fruit fly), 1432 nucleotides long. RefSeq lists its product as uncharacterized. The record is from RefSeq and is marked reviewed. Bases 346 to 1323 code for a protein of 325 amino acids. The transcript is spliced from 4 exons. Lineage: Eukaryota; Metazoa; Arthropoda; Insecta; Diptera; Drosophilidae.